AUGGAUAAGAUGUCCGACCUCGAUCUCGCUCUGCGGGAGUCGCACUUGGAAUUGGACCCAAAAACGGGAUAUAUUCGUUGGGCUUCUACAAAUCCCAAGCAUCCCAGAAAUUGGUCGUUGGCAAGAAAGACGUGGGAUAUUGGUUUGAUUACUCUAUUAGAACUCUAUACAACCGCAAUCAGUACUUCUGGGUCCGCGGCUGCCAGAUCAGCUCAAGAAAGACUUGGCAUUAGCAUCACUUUAUCUCAAUUUCUUUUUGUUUCGACCUAUCUCUUGGCCCAAGCACUGGGAGGCCUUGUCUUCCCACCAUAUGCGGAGGCUUUUGGGCGCAAGAAGCUGUAUGUGGUCACUACAGUUGUGUACAGCGGGUUCUGUGCAAUCAUCGGGGGGAUUGACUCCCCCGUUGCUGCCGUGAUUGGACGACUUGUCACUGGAUUCUUGUCCGCAGUGCCCACAUGUUCCAUAAGUGGAAGCAUCGAGGAUAUGUUUAACUCAAAGGAUCGCAUCUGGAUGAUGUUAACAUACAUUGGUUCCGCCAACAUCGGAGUGGCACUGGGCCCAGUAAUGAGUGCAUACAUUACCUUUGCAUUCGGAUGGCAUUGGAUUUUCUAUAUCGCUUCAAUGAUCACAGGGGGAAUUGCACUGUUGCUACUGACGAUCAAAGAGUCCCGUCCAUCUUCGAUUCUGGCACGAGAAGUGAAAAAGCUGCGAAAGCGAACUGGGAUAGAGACCUUGGAGCCACUCAACCACGACACCGUUCCGGACUGGCAAACCUUUGUCACGGUAGAUCUGGGCCGACCUUUGAAACUCCUUUUCACAGAGCCCAUCGUUUUCUCUGCAUCUUUGAUGGGCGGAACUGCCAUGGCAAUCAUCUAUCUCUUGACGGAAGCUUUGCCUCAUAUCUACGAGGCCAAGGGCUUCAAUCACCAACAGUCAAGUCUUCCCUUUCUUGCGAUCGGUCUUGGCUUCAUACUCAACAUUCCGGGGCGCCUGGUUGAUGUCCGGGCUGUCAAUGAACUCCGGAGAAAUGAUUGCUUCAUUGCUCCAGAGUACAAGCUGUCAGGCUUGAAAUUCGCGGCGCCGGUGCUGGCAGGAGCACUGUGGUGGUUUGCCUGGACGAUUCCUCCCAGCAUUCAAGGCGUGCAUUGGAUUGUCUCAGUCCUGGCCUUGCUCGGCAUCGGCUAUGGGCGAAGUGAAAUCAUGAUCAUUUUGACCGGCUAUCUGGCGGACAGCUACUCUGCAUACACCGGAAGCGCAUUUGCAGCUUGGGGACUGGUGCGAUCUGUCCUAUCAGCCAUCUUUCCCUUGUUCGCUCCUGCAAUGUUUGAUAACCUCGGGGCCAAUGUGGGAGUCUCCGUUUUAGCGGCCACGAUGACUGUGUUCAUCAUCGUCCCAAUUCUAUUCCGAAUCUACGGAAAACGACUUCGGGAGCGCAGUAAGUUUGCUCAAUACAGUAUGCAGAGAUACAAAGAAACUACUGUUGAGCAAGAUGGCACCUAG
Messenger RNA from Penicillium brevicompactum, 1500 nucleotides. RefSeq lists its product as uncharacterized. Gene Ontology annotation, molecular function: transmembrane transporter activity. The transcript is spliced from 5 exons. Lineage: Eukaryota; Fungi; Ascomycota; Eurotiomycetes; Eurotiales; Aspergillaceae. Bases 1 to 1500 code for a protein of 499 amino acids. Gene Ontology annotation, biological process: transmembrane transport. The record is from RefSeq and is a predicted model, not a curated record.